AUGCCUGCGGCGACGUCAUCUAAUAGCGCCGAAUCAGAUGGUGGGAUAGAUGGUGGGAUGAAUGGUGGGGAGAAUGCCUUAACAGCGUCAGGAACAACCACUGUCUCCAAACCUACCAGCACUUCAUCUCUGCCCAAAUCCGACAAACCUAAACCCCAUCGUUGCGAUUUGUGCAAGAGAGGUUUCGCACGUCUGGAGCAUCUCAAGCGGCACUACAGAUCACACACAAAAGAAAAGCCAUUCGAAUGCCCCCAGUGUAAACGGUGCUUUGCGCGGCGGGACCUUCUGUCAAGACAUCAGAAUAAGCUGCACUCAAUUAAAACACCUCUCACAAAAUUAAGAAAAGGAAGCUCGCAAGAAAGUAUGGCAAGUAGUGCAGCCGGAGCUGGUGGACCAAACAGGGUGCAAAAGAACUCUAUUGCUAAUCCAAGCAGAGGAGCAGGAGCGAUGAAUAUUACCAAUCCAAGCAGAGGCACAGAGACCAUGAGACCAAGGGCAAAUACGAUUAGCAACAUAGAAGGUGUUCAUCUACAAGUAUCGAUGGAUCAAGCAGCAGCAGCGUCUCUGACGGCGAGGAACCAAAACCAUGCAGUUUAUCCAAACCACGGCCAUAGCCGUCACCCUAGUCUCACGGAGCUGCCAAUGAAUCGCAAUUAUGGCUUUGGCGGACCGCGCGGGACAGGCGGAAUGUCCACCGCGUUGGAUAGCCGCGGUAUCAAUCAUGCAUUGCCCCCCAAACUUGAAACGUCUCUUCUCCACCGCAUGGAUUAUUCAAAUCCUUUGCGAACUGCGCCGGUCGCUGGAUGUUACUCUAAUUCCGCAUUUGAGUUCAACAACUUUAGAAACUUUGGAUUUCCACCUGGAGAUGGCUCAACGAUAAACCCCAAUGCCUUGCAUUUUAAUGACUCACCACAAUCGAUGGCCGUCGAUUCUGUUGAUCCCUUUCAGCCCAAUUUCUCAGAUAUGUCCACAAUCCCGAUGUUGGAUGACAACUUUGACUGGAGUCCGAUGGGUGCGAAUUUCAGCCAAAUGAACUUUGAUGGAUCCAAUGAGAAUGCCAUAGACGGUUCAUCCUCCUCUGUCAUCAGUACCGCCAGCCACAGUGGAAUCAGUGAAGGCGUUAUGCUGGAUGGUUCCAACACAACUGCAAACUCUACGUCUAUAUGGCAGCAACCUUUGUCGGGACAUCCUCUGAUGACAUCAAACUUCGUGGAUCAUGGCAAUCAAAGUUUUGCGAAUCUCCCGAAUGGAAAUUCUAUAUCUCCACACACUUUAUCGCACACUUUACCGCACACUCUACCGUACAAUUCACCGCACACUUUACCGCACGCUUUACCGUACACUCCACCGCAGAUUUUACCGUACGCUUCACCGCCACAAAUCCCCGGGACUUUAUAUUUUCCUACGCCGGCUCAAUUGGGCCCAGAUAGUAGCGGAAUGGGUAACUAG
This is a messenger RNA of Sclerotinia borealis F-4128, 1449 nucleotides long. The record is from the annotation of a GenBank genome assembly. Lineage: Eukaryota; Fungi; Ascomycota; Leotiomycetes; Helotiales; Sclerotiniaceae.